Lachancea lanzarotensis is the source of this 387-nucleotide messenger RNA. NCBI's taxonomy places the organism in Eukaryota, Fungi, Ascomycota, Saccharomycetes, Saccharomycetales, Saccharomycetaceae. The record is from the annotation of a RefSeq genome assembly.
AUGUUUGCGAUCAACCGUAGGUACUUCAGUAUAUUAUUAGCAACUUCAUUGAUGGUGGGCCUGCUUAGGCCUAACUACGGAUUCAGAUAUACGUUCAUUACGUCCAAGCACGAUAAAGCAGCCCAUUUUAUUGCAUUUGCACUGGAAUCAUGGCUUUUCUGUAAAUCUAUCAAUGUUCAAACCAUUGAACUUCGUCGUGACGUCGUUCUCGACAAAUACGUGCUGGCUUUGCUGGUUUGUUCGGGAUUCGCUAGUAUAGGAAGUGAGCUUGCCCAAUCGCUACUUUCGCAUGGGAAACGGAAAUUCGAUGUCGGGGACAUUGCGUGCAAUAUUUUAGGCUCAAUUGUGGGAGUAUCCAUUGCAUACGUUAAGGAGAGGUACCAUUGA